AUGGUGACAAUCAAGGGGUUGGAGAUUGAACUUGUGAAAAUCUUGAAUACUUUCACAACAAUUGAUUUAUCAAGCAAUAAAUUCCAAGGAGAGAUUCCAGAGUCUAUUGGAAAUCUUAAUUCACUUCGAGAGCUCAAUUUGUCUCACAACAACCUUGUUGGACAUAUCCCAUCAUCUUUUGGGAAUUUGAAGUUGCUUGAAUCAUUGGACCUCUCUUCAAACAAGCUCAUUGGGAGAAUUCCUCAAGAAUUGACAAGUUUAACAUUUCUUGAAGUUUUGAAUCUUUCUCAAAACCAUCUCACUGGAUUUAUACCUCGAGGAAAUCAGUUUGAGACAUUUGGAAAUGAUUCAUACAACGGGAACCUAGGGCUAUGUGGAUUUCCAUUGUCGAAGAAAUGUACAACUAAUGAAACACCAGAACCUUCAAAAGAAGCGGAUGCAGAGUUUGAAAGUGGAUUUGAUUGGAAAAUCACAUUGAUGGGAUAUGGAUGUGGAUUGGUAAUCGGGUUGUCUCUUGGGUGUUUCAUUUUCUUAACUGGGAAACCUGAAUGGUUUGUCUGUAUUAUUGAAGAGAAUUUGCACAAUAAGAGUAGAAGGUCUAAAAGGAGCACUCGUAGGCGAAGAGCAAGAAGAAACUAA
Messenger RNA from Vitis riparia (riverbank grape), 639 nucleotides. RefSeq names its product receptor-like protein 9DC3. Gene Ontology annotation, molecular function: protein binding. The coding region runs from base 1 to 639 and encodes 212 amino acids. The transcript has a single exon. NCBI's taxonomy places the organism in Eukaryota, Viridiplantae, Streptophyta, Magnoliopsida, Vitales, Vitaceae. The record is from RefSeq and is a predicted model, not a curated record.